UUCUCUCUGACUCUCUUUCAAUUUUCUGUCCUUGCUUCUUCUUUUUGUUUUCUCGGGGGACCACUCCUCAGCUACCGUUGAUAGUUCCUCCGUAACUUUCAGUUGUUCCAGGACCACGUGCGGGCUCGGUCACAUCGAUAGAUCGAUAUUUAUCUAAAAAAUACACAUAAAUUCGUAAUUUGGAAAACUUUAGAAAUACGACAAACUCCGUCCUGCCAAGUAAAAUCAAAGUUUUCAUAAACCGAUGGUGACUAUUAUGUUCAUUUUAUACCUGCACAAUGUUUCAAUGAAACUUGGAAAAUAAAUUGUGAUAAUAGAUUUUGUCGAAGUAAUGCCCAAGAAUUGAAAUCGCUAAUUCUGCAAACGAACUAAAGUUCCAGAGUGAGCAAUGAAGAAAUUGGAUUAAUUGUUCGAUGAUUAUAGAAAUUGUUACUUUUAAAUACGAUAAAAAAAUAUUGUUGGAAAAAUAUUUUUUGGGAAAAAGAAAAGAAUCAUAAUGAAAUGUGGGAUGAAUCACAUAGGAUUCCCUUCCGGCAUCUGUCUUCCUGGGACAUUUCGAUUCAGGUAUCCAUUCCGACUGACCCCAGAGUCGUGAUCCCGGAGCGACGACAUUCGCCUCUGCCUGCCUGAGAUUAUCUGUCUGUCUCCAUUGCACGCUCCACCUCUAUCUCCACCUCCAACAGUUUUUAACCAGCAAACAGAGCCUCCGAAUUUUACUGAAGAGAAGUUCUCGGUAAAAUCUCCAGUCGUGCAAUUCUAUUUUACAAUUAUUCAGUGAUCUUCAUCACUUCAUAGUUUUUCCUGUGUUUGUGAUUAAACACAAAAUCAUGGAUAAUUCGCUUUACCCCUUCCACCAAUUAAGAGCAAGCGCUAAAAUGUUGUGACAUUAAAAUUGUUGCUAAACAGUGAGAAACUAGUUCAAACAUCGACCCACGGACUUUACAUGUGAAUCUGAAGGCGAUUGUUAACCAAUUGCUCUAUCAUCUACGAAUAAAUAAGAUGGACGAUAUAGUAGGUGUAUACUGUAUGGGUAGGAUGCAAGUGCCAGUACGGGCAGCAAAGUAAUGAUGGUGGGUUCAACUCUCACGAUGGGGGGUCGAAAUUUUGUAAUGCUCUAAUUUUCACAGUUUCAUUGUUCGUGUGGGAAUUUGCAAGAGACGACCGUAGCUGAACAGGUUUUUUCCUUAAUCGAGGUUUUCUUUCGGCCUUCAACGACUGUGGUGCAAGGGUUGAUGGUGGGGAGAAAUUCAUUAUAUGCAAUUGGAAAGAAAGUAAUUGAAUAUUCAUUGAUUUUCAUUUAGCUGCUUAAAAUGCUUUGACAGGUUAAUAACCUUUCUAUAAAUGUUUGAUCCAAUUAUUGCUGAGCCAAUAAUAAUUCCAAAUAUGAGCCCAACUGUUAGUCUGCCUUCUCAGUACACCUAGCAUCUCUACAUAGGGUGGAAGUAAUCUCACACCAACUUGCAGACACUCGCUUUUUUCUCUCUCGUUCUUGAAAUUCUUUGCGGUCUCGUGCGCUUGUAUUUAUAGAUAGAGACUGCGGGUGCAAAGACACCAAGGAAAAAACACAAAUAAAAGGGCAUUCGAAGUCAAACCCGAGGAUUGGUAAGAUAACAAGCUGAAGACGGUUACAAGACUAUCAUAUCGGGAGUACUCACAGCAAAAACAGCUAAAAAAAGCCAGAAGCAGGUGAUCUCGCAGAUCUGGCAGAACAUGAGUCGGUGUGUCGAUGUGCUUUGUCAAGGGACAAGUGUCAAGGAGCGCCAGCCUGGUGAAUCAACAUGAUCUACUUGAGGAGCAACGCUAGCUUGUUGGUUCUUGGAUUUAUCUUCAUUUUAUUUUGUACCAGUAAGAUUCAUGGGGAUAAUCGAAGUGUUGGGAGUUUAGAGAGAGACCAACGGAAACAAUCUAGUCAUUGGGCUACCGGGCAUUCACCUAUGCACAAGUCUUCAUAUUUUACUCAGUGGAGUGAAUGGUCAGUUUGCGAUCGACAUUGCUCACAAAACAGAGUUAAAAUCUGCAAAAUCAAGAAAAAAUGUGGAACAACAAUUAUACGAGAAGAGAAGAGAUGUUAUUACAAGAGAAAAAAUAGGCGAGGAUGCUGCAAGCAGCGAAAGUACAGAGGGUCUCAUCUCACUGAGUUAUUUCACGUGGUGCAAGUGCCAAAUGAAGCAGAGCCCAGGCAAGGGGCUAGACGUGGAGAGAAGGAGUCAAAGAAUCGUCCUCCAAGUCACUACGGCAAGUGGAGCAAGUGGUCACCGUGUACACGCUCCUGUACGACUCAACGACACAGGUGGUGCAGAAAGCCCGGCAUUUGUGGUAGAGAUGUCAUCAGAGAAAGUGCCUAUUGUUAUGUUGAGGGAAGCUUCUGCCAGAAGUGGAUUCAUAGGAGGAUAAGGGGGAGCCAUGACGAUGAUAAUGAUGAUACCGCAUUGGAUGAGUUUGAAUUAAAUCCAAAUGCAGUGGAAAGCCUAGCAGCACCGAAGAAUGAUGAUGUUUGGAAGUGUGGAGUCGUUGAAAAUGGCAAGAUAUCCACACUCUCAUAUUUCACUAGGAUCAUUGGAGGACAUCCCACGGUACCAGGAAGCUGGCCUUGGCAAGUUGCUGUUCUUAAUAGAUUUCGAGAAGCCUUUUGUGGUGGUACUUUAGUAUCUCCCCGGUGGGUCCUAACCGCAGCGCAUUGUAUCAGGAAACGCUUGUACGUUCGUUUUGGAGAGCACGAUCUUACAGUUAAAGAAGGAACAGAACUUGAAUUCCGCGUGAAUUCCGUUGUAAUUCAUCCAGAAUACGAUGCGGACACUGUUGACAACGACGUGGCACUCCUCAGACUUCCGGUGACACUGAGUCCAUCAGUAUCACGAGGGAUCGCUUGUCUACCAGCCCCGCGGCAACCACUACCCACAAAUAAACUUUGUACUAUUAUCGGAUGGGGCAAAUCUAGGGCCACUGAUGAUUUUGGAACUGAUGUUUUACAUGAAGCCAAAAUACCAAUCGUAUCAACGGCAAUGUGCAAAGGCGUCUACGUAGAUUAUCGGAUAACGGACAAUAUGUUCUGCGCCGGUUACCAAAAAGGACGGAUGGACUCUUGUGCAGGAGAUAGCGGUGGCCCACUCCUUUGUAAAGAUCCCAAACGUCCCGAACAUCCCUGGACUAUUUUCGGCAUAACAAGUUUUGGAGAAGGCUGUGGAAAACGUGGAAAAUAUGGCAUUUACGCUAGGUUAUCCAAUUAUGUAAAAUGGAUAGCAAAAAUCAUGAAAGAGGAUGACGGAGUUCGAUCGUUUUCAUAGAGAGAUCCUGUAAAAAGGAAUUCAUCACGUGAAUUCGUCAAUGACACCGGACUGUGACUAAUUGAAUAGUAUUUACAUAAAAUUUAGUAGAAGAACUACGAUAUUUUUACUAUAUUUUGAGUUUCAGUAUUGUGAUAUUGUUCUACACUUGACUUUUGGCUACCAAGAUGUGUCAUAUUGUACUGAAUUCUCUAACUGUCUGACCAAGAGAGCUUUCAUUAAUCAGCAAGCGUAUAACUAAUGACUAAUUUAUCUAUGUUCGAAAUAUUGUAAAUUCCUUUCUACAAAGUGAAAAAAGAGAUUAAUUUUUAGAUAAUUCUGAAAAUAAUUAUCAAAUGGAAAUUAAUAUUUUGAACGUUUCAAUAGGGACAUUCCACGUCAAAUUAGAUACCAUUUAGAUUUUGCAUUUCGGAUUUCUUUGGAAUUUUCUUAUGUUGUAGCAUCGGUUGAACGAUGUCUUCAUGAUUUAUUCUUCAAUUUUUUGCUGGAACAGUUUUCGAGAUAUCGAUUUUGGAAAAAUUUCGAGAUUGUUUACUUCCGAAUGGUAGCUUUUGCAAUCGUUCAGUUAUGACAUUUUCUAAUUUUCAUUGGAAAUGAUGUAGAAUGGUCUGAAACGUAAAAAUGCCAAGUUUGACGAUAAUGUAUGUGCCCCCUCCUCUUCCGACACUUUCGGAAAUUGAAUUUUAGAAAAUAGAACAAGAGGACAGAAAAAUUUUUUCAAUUCGAAAUUUUGUCACAUCCGAGGUCCUAACUAGAACUAGCCCUAGCUACAGAAUCCGCUUGAUCGGUUCAAUAGUCUCCGAGAAAAAGCCAUUUUGUUUGCGAACGUUUGUUUGCAAAUAUGCAAAACUAGAGGGCGGAUUGAACUUUUAUUUUUUUUUCUAAAUGUUUGUCCCGAUGGCUUUCAUUUAGAGCAAUCGAAAUGAAUAUAGCCGUCGGGACAAAGUUUCAGGGAUAUUUCCACUUUUCUGUUUUUUCCAAAAUAUUGUUAUACGCUUUUUAGCCCUCGCAAAAAUGGAGAUAUCAAUUUCAAAUUCAGACAAGAUGCCCGUUUUACUGGAACCUUUAAACUUUUUCUGUUUCCUUUACCUGGAAACUUUACCCACUUUUACUGGAAAUAUUUGCUUUCAAAUGUCAUUGAAAUUAGAGAAAAUAAGCUAACUAGUAAACAAAGUAACGGCCAAAUAUUUCCCGUCGACUAGGUUCCGUCAUCUGCUUAUUUUUUAUAGCCAUAAAUUCGUGAGAAAUGGGCCGAAUCGGACAUUUAAAAAAAAAAUGUAUUUGAAAAUGAUUUGAACUGUAUCUACAAGAUUUUAACUUUGAAUUGAAAUUGUCAAUUAAAAAAAUAACAUACUGAUCAGUUUUCGUAAAAUUUUUCACAAAAAACUGUUACCCAUGCGACAACUUUUGAGACCAAUUUUGUAGUGGGAUAACAAUGAGAUCAAUUUUUUUUCAAUUUUUUGAUUUGGCAAUUUCAGUUAGUCGUCUUAAGAUUCAAUAUCAAUCAUCCUUCGAUAGUUAUUAGCAGCUUCCAUUGCUAUGAGAGGAAUAAAAUAGGUGUAUGUUAAUCAUUAAAUGAACACUAAACGAAAGAUUCAUUUUGAAUUCACCGUGACAUCUGAUCACCAUACAAACACUAAUAUACAAAUGAAUGAUAUACGAAAAAUUUGUUUUCAAUUUAACACGACAUAUGAUGAGUGUAUAAAUACACAACAUAUAUAAGGGUGAAAACUGACAAUAAAUAUCAAAUGACAAUUUAUAUGGAUUUUUUAAGACGAAUAACUGAAAUAUCGCAAUUAAAAAAUAGAAAAAAAAUAGAUCCCAUUACUAUUCUACUAAGGACUUAGUCUUGAAAGUUAUUGUAUGGGUAUAGUUAUGGAUUAGUUUUUUCUGCAAAUUUUUUACUAAAACCGAUCGGUGCGUGUUCUUCAUGAAUCAAUAAAUUAAAUUUAAUAUUAGAAAAUGUUAUAGAUAUAUGAUUCUAAUAAUUUUUUUGAUUUUUUUUUUCAUUAAAAAGGGCCUUUAAAAACCAAAUGCUUUUAAAAAGAAAUCCCAUUUGAUCAAUUUUUCGCAAAGUUAUGGACAUGAAAAAAAAUUUCGAAAGUUUUCAAAACUCGAUCUCUCGAAAACUGUUCAAUAAAGAGAGUUAAAAAGAUCAUGGAGGUUCUCUCAACCGAUACUAGACAUAAGGAAAUCCCAAAAAAAAUCGAAGAUGCAAAGGCUAAAUGGUCUCCGAUUUGCCAUGGAAAGCCCCAUGCAGACUUACCAAAUAUUUAUUACACAAAUACGUGUAAUUUGCCUUAACAGCCUUUUGCGUGAUAACUCAUGGACCGAUAGGACAUAUCAUCGACAUGAGAAAAAAAAAGAAUUUCGCACUCCCAUCCAUUGUAUUGUUUUUCAUUAAUUCUAAUAUUUUUUAAUGUACAUAUAGUCUUAAACAUAAUGGUAAAAAAAUGAUUUAUUCACGUAUAAUAUAAUUUCGCCCGUAUAAGUGUUUUUCUUUGCGUCGAAUAAUUUUAAGUGUUCAUUACACAAUAUUUCCUCCUUAAUUAUAAGAAACCUAUUUAAUGUCAAUGGGAAAAGAAUUAGAUAUGCACGAUUAACUUAUGAGUUCAUAAAUUAAUGGAAAUUUUUUAUUUCACUGCAGAACAUCCUAUAUAAGUUGCAAAAUAGUUAAUUGCUAAAAAUGAAUUUGAUUUGUUAAUAAAAUAUCAGCACUGUGAUCAUUUUCGAUACUCAAUGUCACUGGAAUGACGAUGCAUGCCACAUUGCGCAGGAUUUCAUCUUAUUUUAUUGAUAAAGAAUAGAAUGUGAAAUGGAACAUUGGAAGA
Fopius arisanus is the source of this 6115-nucleotide messenger RNA. RefSeq names its product chymotrypsinogen B. The record is from RefSeq and is a predicted model, not a curated record. Gene Ontology annotation, molecular function: serine-type endopeptidase activity. The transcript is spliced from 8 exons. NCBI's taxonomy places the organism in Eukaryota, Metazoa, Arthropoda, Insecta, Hymenoptera, Braconidae. The coding region runs from base 1779 to 3284 and encodes 501 amino acids. Gene Ontology annotation, biological process: proteolysis.